GCUUCUUUGUUUUUCCAAAGGAAAUAUUUCCCCCUCGUUCGCCCGUUCGUCGGCGCGCACGCGAAAACUCAAAAAAAUAAAAACCGCAAAAAAAGAAUGCCCCGUCGACCCGACCGUAACACCACCACCACCUCCUGACUCGCCCACAUCGCCCACAUCACAUUCUCCUCACGCGUCCUUCGUCAUCUCUCUCUCUCUCUCUCUCUCUCCACCGACGACACACUCCAAACCUUCCCCCCUCCCCUACUCUCAAACCCGAAACUACCACCAAAACCGUCUUCAAUGGACGACGCCGUCGGAUACACCACCGCCACUCCACCGGCCCCUCCCCCCACCCGCACCCCGUCUUCCAUACCCAUACGCGAAGACUGCUGGUCCGAACACGCCACCGACACGCUCGUACGGGCCUGGGGCGGCCGCUACCUCGAACUCAACCGCGGCAACCUCCGCCACAACGACUGGCAGGAGGUCGCCGACGCCGUCAACGCCGUCCACGGCCACACCAAGAAGUCCCGCCGCUCCGACGUCCAGUGCAAGAACCGCAUCGACACCCUCAAGAAGAAGUACAAGGUCGAAAAGGCUAGGGUUUCCGAUGACGCCGGCGGCGCUUACGUCAGCGACUGGCCCUUCUUUCCCCGCCUCGACCGCCUCAUCGGCCCCUCCCACAAACCCUCGCCGCCCCUACCGCCUCGUCGGAAAACCCCGCCGGCGCCGGUUCCGGUUCCGGAGAUGCCUCAGUGGACGGUUCCGGUGGGUCCCCGGUCGAAGCGGCCGGCGCCGGCCGCUUCGACUUCGGCGAUCGUGAGGAGGAAUUUCUCGGCGAUGGCUGCGGCUGCCGCGGCAGCGGAGGCAGAGGAGGAGGGGGAGGAGGCGGAGGAAUCGAGUGGCGGGAGCGAGAAGGAGGGGAGCGGGGCGGAGUGGUACCGGGGGGUGGCGGAGGCGAUAGAGAGGGUGGGGGAGGUGUACGGGAGGGUGGAGGAGGCGAAGCAGAGGCAGAUGGUGGAGCUGGAGAAGCAGAGGAUGCAGUUUGCUAAGGACUUAGAGGUACAGAGGAUGAGGAUCUUCAUGGAUGCGCAGAUACAGAUGGAGAAGAUUAGGCGGGGGAAGAGGAAGCAGAGGAGCUCGGAAUCUGACAGUUAUUUGUAGACGAUCAUGUCGGAAGAAAACCUUUUCGAGUGAUGCUGAAACUUGAUGGAAGGUGUAGGAGGAUAUUUUGUUUAGCCCCUGAAAACACAUUAGAUAUAUGCUACUAGUGAUUUUGCAGGACGAGGAUAUCACAUGAGUAGCAGUAGGUUGUGAAGUUUGGAUGAUGCUUCCGUAAUUGUGAUACUUCAUUUCUGUUUGCUGUUGGGAAACUACAGAAUUAAGAAUAGAGGGGGUGGGUAUAUAUUCUGGUUUUGUCAACCGGUAGGGUAAUUUGUUUUCUUGUUGGGUGCUUCGGAAUAUCUUUGGCAAGUGUAUUACUACUGUUAAGGAUUGUCCGAUUCUAUUUUGUUGUGAAAUGACUUGUGUGUUAAAAUUUUGAA
This is a messenger RNA of Rhododendron vialii, 1526 nucleotides long. Its product is annotated as trihelix transcription factor ENAP1-like. Lineage: Eukaryota; Viridiplantae; Streptophyta; Magnoliopsida; Ericales; Ericaceae. Gene Ontology annotation, cellular component: nucleus. The coding region runs from base 283 to 1146 and encodes 287 amino acids. Gene Ontology annotation, molecular function: transcription cis-regulatory region binding. The record is from RefSeq and is a predicted model, not a curated record. The transcript is spliced from 2 exons.